AUGGGAGAGAAAACCCUCAGAAGCCGUGUGGACAAGGCCUCGUUUGUGAAGAGCUGCAGCUUCCAUGUGUCACAGAAGCCAUUUACCUGCAGGGAUUUUGAAAAGGACUUCCUGACCAUCAUGGUUCACCUGCAGCAACAGGCUCUGAAGAAGCCAAACACAGUCACCCAGUGCAACUCAGCCCUCACUUACCAUCAGAGAUCUCACACAGGAGAAAGGCCUUAUGAGUGUAGUGACUGUGAGAAAUCUUUUGUCUCUAGGCCUGCCCUCAGGUAUCAUCAGAGAUCUCACACAGGAGAACGACCUUAUGCGUGCAGUCAGUGUGGGAAGACUUUUACCACUAGCUCUAACCUCCAUUAUCAUCAAAGAGUUCACACUGGAGAAAGGCCUUAUGAAUGUAGUGAAUGUGGAAAGUCUUUUAACAAUAGGUGGGUUCUCAUUCAACAUCAGAGAGUUCACACAGGAGAAAGGCCUUAUGAGUGUACUGAGUGUGGGAAAUUGUUUAAGUAUGGAUCCCAAUUGAAUCAACACCAGAAAGCUCACACUGGUGAAAAGCCUUUUGAGUGCAGUGAAUGUGGGAAGUCCUUUAAUCGAAGAAAUAACCUCAUCUUACACCAGAGAAUUCACACAGGAGAAAGGCCUUAUGUGUGCAAUGAAUGCGGGAAAUCAUUUACCUUCAGCUCCAGCCUUCGUUAUCAUCAGAGAGCUCACACUGGAGAAAGACCCUAUGAGUGCAGUGAAUGUGGGAAAUCUUUUAUCUCGAGGUCUGACCUCCAUUAUCAUCAAAGAGUUCAUUCUGGAGAAAGGCCUUAUGAGUGUAGUGAAUGUGGGAAAUCCUUUAUCCAAAGAAAUAACCUCAUAAUACACCAGAGAAUUCACACAGGAGAAAGGCCUUAUGAGUGCAGUGAAUGUGGUAAAUCUUUUACUUGUAGUUCCACUCUCCAUUAUCAUCAGAGAGUUCACACUGGAGAAAGGCCUUACGUGUGCAGUGAAUGCGGGAAAUCUUUUAUUACCACAUCCAAACUGCGUUGUCAUCAGAAAGGUCACAUUGGAGAAAGGCCUUAA
Molecule: messenger RNA, 1065 nt
Organism: Budorcas taxicolor (takin)
Lineage: Eukaryota; Metazoa; Chordata; Mammalia; Artiodactyla; Bovidae
Product: zinc finger protein 239-like
Exons: 3
Coding region: 1-1065 (354 amino acids)
Biological process (GO): regulation of transcription by RNA polymerase II
Molecular function (GO): DNA-binding transcription factor activity, RNA polymerase II-specific; RNA polymerase II cis-regulatory region sequence-specific DNA binding
Source: RefSeq, a predicted model, not a curated record